GCAUGGACGAAGCGGAAGAGUCAGAGUUGAGGAAUCCGUUCCCCUCACCGCCGUCGCACUAUGUCAAGUACACGUCCCACAACUUGAAACUCUUGGAGACACUCAAAGAUCGCGUCAAAGACACCACAGACAUUGCCAGCGUCGACCAGCACGAAAUCCUUUCAGAUCUCGCUGAUAUCCCACCAUGGCCCCUGACUCAGUUGGACAAACCUAGGGUUGACUGGAUUCUCGAAGAGGGCCACUACAGUGUAUUCGGGGACACGUGGUUUGUCAAGGAAACCAUCCCAUCCUUAGCCGAGCUUGGUGGUCAUCAACUCUACCCACCAGAUCCCAGUGUAGAUCGACGUCCCGCACUUCUGUCCAUCGUACGUUCACUCUUGGUCACCUACUCUAAUCUCAUCGGGGCUAUCGUCGCCCCACCGCCUCCUCCAUUUUCACAAGUUCCACCGGAGUGGCAUCGAUAUGUGGAGUGGAUCACCGUUCUGGCACAAAAUUUGAUGGCGGCUGCAAACGAUUUACGCCCGGUCCAGGCGAGGGGGAACCUUGAGCGUAUGAUGCAACGUCAGCUUGACCUGCGCCGAGAAGAAACGAGAGCCAUUCACGUGAAAUGCGACGAACUUGAAUCUCGCUUGCAAGGUCUUCGUACAACUGCUCUGGAGAUGGUGCCAAAGCAGAAUACGGGCACUCUACAUGAGACUUCGACAUCGGGAGCGACCAUAACUACUGACGAAGUGCUACGAUGGGCGGAGGAAGUGAUUUAAAGACGCAACACGAGUCAUAGCUUCCCGCAUCACAGGCCACACAUAACCGUUGGGCUUUUUGGUGUCCAGACCCUUACCUUGUAGAUAUAGCAAUUAUUUACGAUCGAAUGCACCCUUGCAUCAGCGUAACGACAGUUGUUAAGCAUCAAU
Pisolithus orientalis is the source of this 911-nucleotide messenger RNA. Its product is annotated as MED7 protein-domain-containing protein. NCBI's taxonomy places the organism in Eukaryota, Fungi, Basidiomycota, Agaricomycetes, Boletales, Pisolithaceae. The record is from RefSeq and is a predicted model, not a curated record. The transcript is spliced from 6 exons. Gene Ontology annotation, biological process: regulation of transcription by RNA polymerase II. Gene Ontology annotation, cellular component: core mediator complex; mediator complex. Gene Ontology annotation, molecular function: transcription coregulator activity. The annotation marks the transcript as partial.